Aplosporella prunicola CBS 121167 is the source of this 3029-nucleotide messenger RNA. RefSeq lists its product as uncharacterized. NCBI's taxonomy places the organism in Eukaryota, Fungi, Ascomycota, Dothideomycetes, Botryosphaeriales, Aplosporellaceae. Gene Ontology annotation, biological process: leucyl-tRNA aminoacylation; mitochondrial translation. The transcript is spliced from 2 exons. Gene Ontology annotation, molecular function: aminoacyl-tRNA deacylase activity; leucine-tRNA ligase activity; ATP binding. Bases 82 to 2967 code for a protein of 961 amino acids. The record is from RefSeq and is a predicted model, not a curated record. Gene Ontology annotation, cellular component: mitochondrion.
AAGAACACACCUGCGACGCGCCGCCUUCCACUCCAAUCGCAGCAUGAUCCGUGGCGGCCUUGACUCUGCUAAUCGCUGGUAAUGAGAGCUCUCACUGCCAUUGCCGCGGGCUCGCGAUGGUCUCUGCGACCGUCGUUGCGGCUCAGCGCCUACAACCACCUCCGGCGCGCCGCAUCCACCGCGAAUGAUCGACUCAACUUUCAGACAAUCGACACCAAGUGGCGCAAGCGAUGGGCCGAGUCCUCAAAGAAGACUUCCGACCCUCAAUUGCGCAGAGUCGACAGCGGCGAUCCCAAGGACAAGGCCUACGUCCUGCCCAUGUUUCCCUACCCGUCCGGAACUCUGCAUCUAGGUCACCUUCGCGUCUACACCAUCUCCGAUGUCCUCUCGCGAUACAAGCGGAUGAAAGGCUACGAUGUGAUACACCCAAUGGGAUGGGAUUCUUUCGGUUUGCCUGCUGAGAAUGCGGCCAUUGAGCACGGCGUCGACCCGGCGGAAUGGACAGUCACAAACAUUGGCAAGAUGAAAGAGCAGCUGGAGAUCAUGAACGGACAUUGGGACUGGGACAGGGAAUUCAUGACUUGUGACCCGUCGUUCUACAAGCACACCCAACGCAUCUUCUUGCUUCUCCACGAGCGGGGUCUGGCAUACCAGGCCGAAUCUUUGGUGAACUGGGACCCUGUCGAGUGUACCGUUCUAGCAAACGAGCAAGUUGACGCCGAAGGCCGCUCAUGGAGAUCAGGCGCCAAAGUGGAGAAGCUGCGUCUCAAGCAAUGGUUCCUCCGCCUUACCGAGUUCAAGGAGGCACUGCUCAACGACUUGGACUCUCUAGCAGAAGGCGAUCGCUGGCCGGAGCGCGUCUUGUCGAUGCAGAGGAAUUGGGUGGGUAAAUCUACGGGCACCAAACUCCGGUUUGAUCUCGAAGUCUCCAGCACCGGCAAAGAACUUCCCUCAGUGGAUGUCUUCACUACUCGAGCCGACACUCUAUAUGGAGUACAAUAUGUCGCGCUGUCUCUCCGACACCCCAUAGUUCAGGAAAUGGCAAAGGAACAGCCAGAGCUGCAGGAUUUCAUUGACAAGGCAUCCAAGUUUUCUCCGGACUCGAAGGCGGGUUUCCGUCUUCCGGGUAUCGAAGCAUCUAAUCCUGUCAGAUAUAUCAGCAGUGAUGCUCAUUCUGUUGCUCUCCCCCUCCCAGUUUAUGCUGCUCCAUAUGUUCUGGAAGAGUACGGAACAGGGGCCGUCAUGGGUGUUCCAGGACACGAUAGCCGGGACUAUGCCUUUUGGAGGGAGAACGAGGGCAAUCAAGCCAUUCGGGUUGUCGUCACGCCCUCUUCUGGCAAUUCCCUGGCCUCGACUGACAAUGAAGGCGAUCAGGUCUUCGUGCACAAGGGCGUACUGACCGCUGGGUCUGACCGUUUCGCUGGUAUCGCAUCCGACGAAGCUAUACAAAGGAUUGUCGGUGAGAUGCAAGAGGAGAGCAGGAAGCCCAGAACGUGGGGAAAGCUUGCUGAGCAUACCGAAAACUGGAGGCUGCGGGACUGGCUCAUCAGCCGUCAGCGGUACUGGGGCACGCCGAUUCCAAUCAUCAACUGCAAAAGCUGCGGGCCCGUCCCAGUGCCUACAUCGGACCUGCCGGUCGUCCACCCCAAGCUGCGCGAAGGACAGGUUCUGGGCAAAGGCGGCAACCCGCUGAAUGACAUUCCGGAAUGGCUCAACACGUCGUGUCCGAAAUGCCAGGGCCCGGCCAAGCGCGAAACCGACACGAUGGACACGUUCAUGGACUCGUCAUGGUACUUUUUCCGCUUUGCGGACCCGCACAACAAGGACGAGCCCAUCUCGGCGCAAGCCGCGGACGCGCGCCUCCCCGUCGACAUCUACAUCGGCGGCGUCGAGCACGCGAUCCUGCACCUGCUGUACGCGCGCUUCAUCUCCAAGUUCCUGGCGACAACGGCGCUUUGGCCCAGCGGCGGCGGCCCCGACAACAACGGCGAGCCCUUCCGCAAGCUCAUCACGCAGGGCAUGGUCCACGGGCGCACGUACACCGACCCCGCGACUGGCCGCUUCCUGAAGCCCGACGAGGUCGACCUCUCUGACCCCUCCAAGCCUAAGAUGAAGGCCUCGGGAAAGCCGCCCAAUGUCAGCUUCGAGAAAAUGUCAAAGAGCAAGUACAACGGCGUCGAUCCCGGCGCCUGCAUCGAGCGCUACGGUGCCGAUACCACGCGCGCGCACAUCCUCUUCCAGGCGCCUGUCAGCGAGGUGCUCGAGUGGGACGAAGACCGCAUCGUCGGGAUCCAGCGCUGGUUGAACCGCGUAUGGCGCGUGGUGCAGCGCGCCACGACCGUGUCGACGGAAUCCAACGAGGAGCAGAGCAGCAGCGAGGACAGCAGAAUGCUCACAGAAGACCUGCUCCUGCAGCAGCACCAGGCCGUCAAGCUCGUCACCACAGCCCUCGAAUCCACCUUCGCGCUCAACACCAUGAUCUCCGACCUGAUCAAGUUCACCAACGCACUGGACGACGCGCCCAGCGCCUCUUCCCCCGCCGUCACCGCCGCGUACCGCGACGGCGCGCGCGCGCUCGUUCGCAUGAUCGCGCCCGUGGCGCCCGCGUUCGCAGAAGAGUGCUGGGAAGUCUUGAACGGGGACAGCUCCAGCGCAGGCUCCGUCUUCGCAGCGGGCUUCCCCACGCACGACCCCGAUCUCCUAAACAAGCUCAGCCGCCGCAGCCAGCCCUGCUCCGUGCAGCUGAACGGCAAGCUGAAGUUCGCGCUCGACAUCCCCGUGCCGGAAGACGCGCUGCUGGCGCCCGCCCGCCACGAGCAGCUCGUCCAGUGGGUUGUGGACCAAGUGCGGGCGAGCGAGCGGGGGCAGAAGCUGUUUGAGAAGGAGGGGCUGCGGUUGGGUGAGGAUGGGAAUGUCAGGAGGGUUGUGGUGGUGAAGGGGGGCAGGACUAUCAAUAUUGUACGGUAGAGUGUGGAGGGGUGUAUGAUAGAGCUGGGCGCUUUGUUGCGGUAUAGAUGCGGUUUGACGGG